Molecule: messenger RNA, 1143 nt
Organism: Contarinia nasturtii (swede midge)
Lineage: Eukaryota; Metazoa; Arthropoda; Insecta; Diptera; Cecidomyiidae
Gene: AP-1sigma
Product: AP-1 complex subunit sigma-2
Exons: 5
Coding region: 141-614 (157 amino acids)
Biological process (GO): intracellular protein transport; vesicle-mediated transport
Cellular component (GO): intracellular membrane-bounded organelle; AP-1 adaptor complex; membrane coat
Molecular function (GO): clathrin-cargo adaptor activity
Source: RefSeq, a predicted model, not a curated record
AAGAAGCAGAAUACAAUAAAAAUUGAUUGUCGUGUCAUUCAUUGUUAAGCUUGCAUUAAAGUGUAGAGUCGAAGAGAGAUUUCAUUUUUAUUCAUUUUUUGUUCAAAAUAUUCACACCCCAUUGAACAGUUACAACAAAAAUGAUGUUGUUUAUGCUGUUGUUCAGCCGACAAGGCAAACUUCGAUUACAGAAAUGGUAUGUCGCCUAUCCGGAUAAAGUAAAGAAGAAAAUUACACGGGAACUAAUCACAACAAUACUGGCAAGAAAACCGAAAAUGUGUUCGUUUUUGGAAUGGAAAGACAGUAAAAUUGUCUAUAAAAGAUACGCCAGUUUGUAUUUCUGUUGUGCAAUCGAACAAAACGAUAAUGAAUUACUGACACUCGAAAUAAUCCAUCGCUACGUGGAGCUGCUGGAUAAAUACUUUGGCAGUGUGUGCGAGCUGGAUAUAAUUUUCAAUUUCGAAAAGGCGUAUUUCAUACUGGACGAGCUGUUGAUUGGUGGCGAAAUGCAAGAGACAUCGAAAAAGAAUGUGCUGAAAGCAAUCGCCGCGCAAGAUGUUCUCCAAGAGGAUGAAGCGGUUGAAGGGGCCUUAAAAGACAUUGGAUUACUGUAGACUCAUUCCAAAAAAUUACUCGAUAUAAACAUAAAUACAGAACAAAACUGAGCCAAAAUUUAAAUGUCACAAAAUUACAAACAUUCGCGUAGAAACACACAUUCACACAAUCAAUUACUAACACAAUUUCGCCGUAAUUUGGCUUCUGCUACCCAAUACACAUGGAUUUGAAUGCGUGACAUUUUAUUUGCUAGACUCAUGUACUUGGUAAAAGAAAUUGUUUUUCUUGUAUAAAAGAAACACCGUAGAACUUAGUAUUAAUCAACGGAUAAAGGAACCAUUUUUUUUUUCAAAUUAUUUAAUAAAAAUUAACCACGCUUUUUUGUUUUUGUUUUUUAGAUUGAACUAAUCGUACCGUUUUUUUAUUCACCUUAAAUUUAAUAUUAAACAAAACUUAAAUUGUAGUCAUAGUUUCUAAUAAUCAAUGUAGUUUGUUUGAACCAAAUGUUAUAUACAAAAGAAGCAACGCACAAAAACAUCAAAACAAAUAAACUUUUUUUCUAAAGAAAAGACAUACAACACCAAACCA